Molecule: messenger RNA, 1541 nt
Organism: Vitrella brassicaformis
Lineage: Eukaryota; Vitrellaceae
Source: the annotation of a GenBank genome assembly
UUCUCGAGUUGCGAGCUUAGCUGGCCUUACGCCUCCGCGCUGUUGUGGACGUCUCCGGUAAUGGGCAGAUAGAUCAUCAAUCAAAAGAUCCCAGCUUGCGGCAAUCACAUCACAAGAAUGCCUCGUCUGACGUUCAUAGCUCGUGCGACGGACGGUUUGAUCUUGGUAGAGACCUGGGACGACAUCAACAACAACAAGAGCCUGCAGACGUUCAAGCAGCAGGCCAAGCAGCUGCUCAAGAAGCUCGACCAAGCCCCGCCCAGAUGCUCCGUCGACUCAUCCACACACACCUUCCAGUGAGGCAGGCAGGCAGGCAGGCACAGGCGACACACCACACACCUGACACAACACAAGCACCGAGAAUUGUCUGUCUGUCUGUCUGUCUGUGUGUGCUUUGUGUCCUGUUGCGAUUUAUUGAAUCAUCCCAUCAGUUACUUGUGUGACAGCGGCAUCUGUUACAUGACGCUGUGCGAGAAGUCCUACCCCAAGAAGCUGGCCUUCUCCUUCCUCGAGGAGAUCCACAGGGCCUUCCAGGAGGAACUCAAGCGGGAAUUCGGCACACACUCCGUCGACUACCGCUCCCAGAUCGAAACCGUCGAGAAACCUUACUACUUCAUCAAAUUCGGUCAGUCACACACUCACACACAGACACACACACACAAGGAAACUGGGUGCUCUUCCUUCCCAUGGCGUCGCUGUGACCGUGGUUGACUGACGUGGUGUGCUGUACGGGUGUGGUCAGACCGAACGAUUCAGCGGAAGAAGAUGGAGUACCGCGACCCCCGGUCGAACAAGGCGCUGCAGAAGCUCAACGACAGCCUCACUGAGGUGGCCUCCAUCAUGAGACAAAACAUCGACGAGGUCCUGCAGAGGGGAGAAAACCUUGAAGGUCCGUCCGCCAAGCAGCACCACACACACAGCCGCACACGGGCCAUCCAUCAUCCUGCGUACUUUUCUGCAUGUAUGUCUGAUGUCUGUCUGCUUGUGUCAUUCCUUCAUUCAGAUGUGGGGAGGAAAGCGACGAGCCUCAAGUACGAGUCCGACAAGGUACAGUACACGUCACGUGGGGGAUGCAAGGAGGGAGGCUGUAGGGUGGUCGACACACGACGGUCGUGUUGGACAAAACCCCUCGGGACCUGCUGCUGUCUGUGGCAUGUGGCAUGUGUGUAUGUCAGUUUCGGAAGGCGGCCCACACGUUGAAUCUGCAGGCACUCGCCCGGCAGUAUGCGCCGCUGCUGGUCAUCGGUGGGGUCAUCUUUCUCUUCAUUGUAUACAAAGUCUUCUCGUGGACCAGAUAGCCAGCCCAAACCAGCCAGUGUGAUGUAUGUUUUUCAGUGUCGUCUGUUCGUGUGGUGCUUUUCUCGGUAUCUCCCUCCCUCCAUGCCAUGGGUGUGCUUGUGCGUCAUGUCAUCUGUGCAUGGCGUGGUGCGUGCGUGUGUGUUUUAAGCUGUGUGUUGAUUGAUCCGGUCAGACAAGUGCACACACUGACGAUCGACCCUCGAAUGGUGUGUAACUCGGUAAUACUAUGCAGUUUGUUGUCA